Messenger RNA from Phialemonium atrogriseum, 3767 nucleotides. Its product is annotated as putative checkpoint serine threonine-protein kinase. The transcript has 3 exons. Bases 1 to 3546 code for a protein of 1181 amino acids. NCBI's taxonomy places the organism in Eukaryota, Fungi, Ascomycota, Sordariomycetes, Cephalothecales, Cephalothecaceae. Gene Ontology annotation, cellular component: nucleus. Gene Ontology annotation, molecular function: ATP binding; protein kinase activity. Gene Ontology annotation, biological process: meiotic sister chromatid cohesion, centromeric; mitotic spindle assembly checkpoint signaling; protein phosphorylation. The record is from RefSeq and is a predicted model, not a curated record.
AUGGGCUCCGAGGACUUGAUCAAUUUUGAUGUUAUUGAGAGCCACAAAGAGAACAUCCAGUCUCUUCCGAGCGGAAGGUCAGCAAAGAAGCUCGCCGAGCUCUUCUCACCGUCGCCACUUCACCAACUCUCGACGCCCACACCUUCAGACACAAAGAACAUCAACGACUGCAUUCGCGCAGAGUACGAGGCAGAAAUCGUGAACAUUGCCGAGUCCGACGACCCGCUCGAUGUCUUCGACAGAUACGUGAGGUGGACGCUCGACGCGUACCCUUCCGCACAGGCCACGCCCCAGUCCCAGCUGCACACGCAGCUCGAGCGCGCCACCAAGGCGUUCGUCAGCUCGCCGCAGUACAAGAACGACCCCAGGUACCUGAAGCUCUGGCUCUACUACAUCCAGUUCUUCUCGGACGCGCCGCGCGAGACGUUCCUGUACCUCGCGCGCCACGGCAUCGGCGAGACGCUCGCCCUCUUCUACGAGGAAUACGCGGCCUGGCUCGAGGGCGCCGGCCGCUGGGCCCAGGCCGAGGAGGUGUACAAGCUCGGCAUCGAGCGCGAGGCCCGGCCCGCGCAGAGGCUGAUCCGCAAGUUUGGCGAGUUUGAGCAGCGCCGCGCGCAGCAGAACCCGGACGGGGAGGACGACGACGCCAGCCCUUCGUCCCCGGCCCUGCCGACGGUUCGGCCCGCCCUAGCUGCCAAGAUCGACCCCUACGCCGCUGCCGCUGCCGCUGCCGCCGCGGCACGGGAUCCCCAGGCUCCCCGACCGAACCACGGCGUUGGGGGUCAGUCCUCGAAACCGGGGAGGUCUAAGCUCACGAUCUUUUCGGAUGCGGAUGCAGCCCCCCCGGCCAUACCGUCGGGUGCGGCUGCCGGGGCAAAGGGGUGGGAGAACAUCGGGUCGCUGGCUGACCGUAAGAAAGAGAAUGUGGUGGAGGCCCGGCCGUGGGUAGGGGAGACCCUCAAGGCGGGAGGGAAGAAGAGCAGCGCUCCGAAGAUGGCGGUGUUCAGGGAUACGGUGAUUGUGAAUCCACAUAAUGGAAAGAGGGAGCGCGUGUUCGUUGACCUGAGUGCCAUCUAUCCCACGCCGGAGGAACCUGGGACGGAGCUGAGCUUUGAGGAGAUAUGGGCGGCCAACCGCGGCUGGUUGGAUCGGGCAUGGGACGAUGACGAGGCGGUUGAGCAGGAUUACAUUGCGCAGGACGAGAACAACCCCCUGGAAGUCGACAUCCUUGCCGAUAGCCUCUCUGAGAAGCUUAUCGUGCAUAGCGAUGUUGUCAUGCUUGACGAGAAUGGUGCUCCGAUCUUACCCCGUGAGGGCAAGGCCAAGAAAAAGAAGGUGACGGAGAUAAAUGAGACACAGAUCAUCAAAGCAAAGCUGGACUCGCCUUCCGGUCCAAAACUCCGGAAGCGGAACGCAGCUGAGCCGACGAUGACCUUGCAUACCAAGGCCGCAACAGACGACAUAUAUGAGAUCUUCAACCAGCCUCUCAAGACGGAAGCUCAGAGGGAAGAGGAAAGCGCAGACGACGACGAUUAUGAGACGGAUGAUUAUACCAAUUACACCAGCGGAGCAGAAAGCACUGGGACCACAAGGAACAUCUCAACUAGCGAGGCAGGUGACGAAGAAGUGGUGGAAAAUGAACUUGACGAGGAGACUUCGGACGUGAAAAGUGUCAGCGAAUGGUCAGAUUUCACCGCCCGAAAACAUAUUCCUGACGUUUUGGGCGACGAGGACCACAUCGACACACAAUCUUCAGACAGAAGUGAGGUGGCAGAUCCCGAGGCAUCAACUGUGGUAUCCGAAGCAGCCGAGGAUCAAGAAGAAGACGACGAGGUCUUGACACCAGUAACAAUGGGGUCCAUUUCCAAGACACGCACGUCGUUCGUGCCCAUCCCGCCUGAGGACUACGUCCCGCCCAUGAGGUCGUAUAGGGAUCCAGUCGAGGUGGCUAACAACCGGCUCCCCUUCAUGACGCCCAUCACGGAAAGGACCGAAUCCUCCCUCGAUAUAGAGGCCGACGACGACGGCCUCCACCCCAAGACCCCAUGCAAGAGGGGUGAGAAUGCUAUUUCAUCGGUGGCAGAGGAGGAUAGUCUCGAACUCGAGCCUCUCAGCAGUCCGCUGAGGGAAGUGGUGAACGACGAGCUCCCGCCAAGGAAGAUUGCUCAACCACUCCUUCAGAAGCCGAAGCCUGCCGCGCCGAAGCCUCUGGCAGUAAAAGCAGCACCGAAGGGGCCCAUCAUCAACGACCCCCAGUGCAACCCCAUGGACGACGGUGUCCGGACGACGAUCCUCGAGGCCAUGCAGCCGCCACUGAGCGCCUAUGAAGGCUUCUACGACCACCGGAAUGAGCUGUACGGGAAGGGGGCAGAGAUUCGCAAGUUUUCCAAGGCUCUAUCGAAGCAUAACAGGAACAGCACAGACCGGACGAGCAACUUCAGCACCUCGUUUGUGAUAGAGUUCCCCGACACGACAACGCAAUACACGGUCAAGAAAGAGCUUGGGGCAGGCGCUUUCGCUCCCGUCUAUCUUGUGGAGAACUCUUCUCACGAAGAGCCGGAGGAUCAAGAGGACAUCCCGGCAGCCAUGGGCAAAGGGGCCUUUGCAACUGCACACAACCGGCGAAGCGCCCUCGAAGCCCUCAAGAUGGAAGAGCCGCCGUCGCCGUGGGAGUUCCACAUGAUGCGCCUCGUGCACAGCCGCCUCGGCCCCCAGCACCGGGCGGCGGCGUCGCUCUCGACGGCGCUGGAGAUGCACCUCUACCAGGACGAGGGCUUCCUCUUCCUCCCGCACCACCCGCACGGGACGCUCCUCGACGUGGUCAACCUCUUCCGCGCCGACGCGUCGGGCGUCAUGGACGAGCAGCUGGCCAUGUUCUUCUCGAUCGAGCUCCUCCGCACCGUCGAGGCCCUCCACACGAAGCAGAUCCUGCACGGCGACCUCAAGGCCGACAACUGCCUGCUCCGGAUCGACCAGCAGCAGGGAGAGCACGGACACGGGCACGACCGCGACCUGUCGCCGCAGUGGAGUCGGUUGGGGGCGGGUGGCUGGGGGGCCCGCGGGGUGGCGCUCAUCGACUUUGGGCGGGGCAUCGACAUGCGGUGCUUUGGGCCCGAGGUGCAGUUCAUCGCAGACUGGAAGACGUCGGGGCAGGACUGCGCCGAGAUGCGCGAGGGCCGGCCGUGGACGUGGCAGGUCGACUACCACGGGCUCGCGGGCACGGUGCACUGCCUGCUGUUCGGUAAGUACAUCGAGACGGUGCGGUGCGACACGGGCGGGCUCGGCACGGCGGGCGGGCGGAGAUACCGGAUCCGAGAGAGCCUCAAGAGGUACUGGCAGACGGAGAUCUGGGCAGAGUGCUUCGACGUGCUGCUUAACCCGGGCGCGUUCGUCGAGGCGGAGGACGGCGCCAGGAUGCCGGUGCUGAGGUCGAUGAGGAGGGUGAGGGAGCGCAUGGAGGGCUGGCUCGAGGCCAAUUGCGAGAGGGGCGUCGGGCUGAGGGCCCUGAUGGGCAAGGUGGAGGCUUGGGCGACGGGGAGGAGAUGAUUGCGUCUCUCUUUUCCUUCCUAUUUUCUUUUGUCUUGCAUUCGUCUGGGGGCCUUUGGCAUGGGCUAUACGGUGGCUUUAAUGAACAUAGGAGGGUGUCGGAGUUGGGACAUUGGCUUGAGGUUUCCCAAUCUCCGUUUUCAGUCCUAUCUUUGCACGUAGCAUAGGCAGGUACCUACAUACCUAAAAUACCCCUGAUUUUCAGUGCGAAUCAUCAUGAG